GUGAGAGAUAGGAUGAUAGCUGGGGAGGUGAGCAUGCAUAGCCCAAUUCUGGCCUGCUGGCAGCCUAUCCUCCUCCUGAUGCUGGGAUCCGUCCUCUCCGGUUCUGCCACGGGCUGCCCGCCCCGCUGCGAGUGCUCUGCCCAGGAGCGCUCGGUGCUGUGCCAUCGAAAGCGAUUCUUCGCCGUCCCCGAGGGGAUCCCGACUGAGACCCGGCUCCUGGACUUGGGUAAGAACCGAAUCAAGACUCUCAACCAGGAUGAAUUUGCCAACUACCCUCACGUGGAGGAGCUGGAGUUAAACGAGAACAUUAUCAGUGCCAUUGAGCCUGGGGCUUUCAACAACCUCUUCAACCUCAGGACUCUGGGUCUCAGGAGUAACCGACUCAAGCUCAUCCCCUUGGGGGUGUUUACCGGACUGAGCAAUCUUACCAAGCUAGACAUUAGUGAGAACAAAAUUGUGAUCCUCCUAGACUACAUGUUCCAGGACUUGUACAACCUGAAGUCUUUGGAGGUUGGGGACAAUGACCUGGUCUAUAUCUCCCACCGGGCCUUUAGCGGCCUCAACAGCUUGGAGCAGCUGACGCUGGAGAAAUGCAACUUGACCUCCAUCCCCACGGAGGCGCUGUCUCACUUGCACGGCUUGAUUGUGCUGAGGCUGCGCCACCUGAACAUCAACGCCAUCAGGGAUUACUCAUUUAGGAGGCUCUACAGGCUUAAGGUCCUUGAGAUCUCCCACUGGCCCUAUCUGGAUACCAUGACGUCCAACUGCCUCUAUGGACUGAACCUGACGUCCUUGUCCAUCACCCACUGCAAUCUGACUUCCAUCCCUUACGUCUCUGUCAGACACUUAGUUUAUCUCAGGUUCCUGAACCUGUCCUACAACCCCAUCCUCACCAUUGAGGGCUCUAUGCUGCACGACCUGCUCCGGCUGCAGGAGAUCCAGCUGGUGGGUGGGCAGCUCAGCACCGUGGAGCCCUACGCCUUCAGAGGCCUCAACUACUUGCGCAUCUUGAACGUCUCCGGAAACCUGCUGACCACACUGGAGGAGUCAGCCUUCCACUCGGUGGGGAACCUGGAGACGCUCAUUUUGGAUAAUAACCCUUUGGCCUGCGACUGCCGGCUGCUUUGGGUUUUCCGACGCCGCUGGAGGCUGAACUUCAACAAGCAGCAGCCCACCUGCUCCACCCCCGAGUUCGUCCAGGGGAAGGAGUUCAAGGACUUCCCCGACGUGCUCCUGCCCAACUAUUUCACCUGCCGCCGGGCGCGCAUACGGGACCGCAAGCCGCAGCAGAUCUUUGUGGAUGAGGGCCAUACGGUACAUUUUGUCUGCCGGGCAGAUGGCGAUCCGCCCCCCACGAUCAUGUGGCUCUCUCCCAGAAAGCACCUCAUCUCUACCAAAACCAACGGGCGGCUCACCGUCUUUCCCGACGGCACUCUGGAGGUGCGCUACGCCCAGAUCCAGGACAAUGGCACCUACCUAUGCAUCGCCAGCAAUGCGGGUGGCAAUGACACCAUGCUGGCGCACCUUCACGUGCGGAGCUACUCCCCAGAUUGGCCCCACCAGCCCAACAAGACCUUUGCUUUCAUCUCCAACCAACCCAACGAGAGCGACGCCAACAGCACGCGUGCCACCGUGCCUUUCCCCUUCGACAUCAAGACUCUGAUCAUCGCCACCACCAUGGGAUUCAUCUCCUUCCUGGGCGUGGUGCUAUUCUGUCUGGUGCUUCUCUUCCUGUGGAGCCGGGGGAAAGGCAACACAAAGCACAACAUCGAGAUCGAGUACGUGCCACGCAAGUCCGACGCCGGCAUCAGCUCUGCUGAUGCACCACGCAAGUUCAACAUGAAAAUGAUCUAA
Emys orbicularis (European pond turtle) is the source of this 1854-nucleotide messenger RNA. RefSeq names its product leucine rich repeat and Ig domain containing 1 (gene LINGO1). Gene Ontology annotation, molecular function: epidermal growth factor receptor binding. Lineage: Eukaryota; Metazoa; Chordata; Testudines; Emydidae. The record is from RefSeq and is a predicted model, not a curated record. Bases 13 to 1854 code for a protein of 613 amino acids. The transcript has a single exon. Gene Ontology annotation, cellular component: extracellular matrix.